Messenger RNA from Fusarium graminearum PH-1, 695 nucleotides. RefSeq lists its product as uncharacterized. Bases 22 to 558 code for a protein of 178 amino acids. Lineage: Eukaryota; Fungi; Ascomycota; Sordariomycetes; Hypocreales; Nectriaceae. The record is from RefSeq and is a predicted model, not a curated record. The transcript has 4 exons.
GGCACCUGUUCUGGCUUCGUUAUGCGGGAUACUGAGGAGGUAUCUAUAUACUACCCCGACGCAACCUUUCAGUACGAGCUUGAAGAUUUCGAAGUAGCGAAUGGCACGGACAGCUCGCUGCAAGAACGAACUAAUGUCAGGAUUUGCGAAUACGUGAGUGUGCAACAUCUGGCAAACUGCGUUACUAUCGUUGCCGGGCUACAAGCUAUUGGUAUCGCGCUUGGUAAUGCUGCCAAGUCUUUGAGUAACAGCAAUAGCUGUGCAACUGUCAGCGGCACUGCCGGUAACGGCAAAGUCAAGUACAGAUACUACGCUACUGGUCGUCACUGCGAUACCACAGCAGAGGCAAGCACCAUUGCUGGUGCAAUUGAGCACCAUCUCAAGAAUGUCAGUGGGGGUAAGCUGUGCCGAACAGAGUGUUUGGAUCUCACGCAUGGUGGUACUUGGAACGGUUAUCUUCUCGUCGGUCCCGCCAGCAAGUUUGAAAGCGACAUGUAUUGUGGCCCAAAGCUUCCUUUUACUAGUUGUGAUUCUGGUGGCAAGGGAGACUUGCACUAGGCCAGGCAGCGGAAGUGUCAGGGAUGUUGGGAUUCUGCGGCUAAUCUAUCUCAUGUACUAAGCACUUAGCUUGGAAAUGUGCAUACAAAUGCCCAACUUGGGACAAGUCUUAAUAUGCUGGUGUAUUGUUUGUUUUU